CCGAACUUCCGAUAAGAUAAGACGGCUGGUGACCCAUCGUGUUUGAAAUCUUCUGAAAUGUUCGACAAGCUCGAUGCGGAGCACUCGCAAAACAACAAUGAUACCACUGUUGAUAACGGCCGACAUAAAAGUGGCGAGUUAGACGAAGAUGCUGUCCUCUCUUUAACAAACAGUAUAGUUCAAUCUCUCUACCCGGAGGAAGAAGGCUCGGAGCAUAAUCAAAAUAACAUCAUCGAUCACAAUCAACAGAGAGAAGUUGAAGGAAAUAGCGCUUCUAAUACCGUCGACAAAAGUGAUCACAAUACCAAUGACGAAGAUAUAGACUACCAAUUCGACCAAGAGGCCCUUAUCAGCAAUUUGGCUGGCAGCGUUGUGGAGUCUUUAGAGCACCAAAUGCACGAUCACUAUCAAGACAACUCAGAGCACCGUGACGAAGAGAAAACAACUGACUCCCAGGAAAAUGAAGACGAUGGUCAACCAAUGGAGAGGGAGCACAUCGAACACAAUCAUCAGCUAGCAUUUAUCAAUAAACCGGCUAUUCCCAGUGACCAUCACGUAACACACGAAGAGACCGAAAAAGAUGCCAACCUAGAAAAGAUUAUUGCUGAUACAUUCCGAGAUCAGUUUCAAGUCGAUGAAAGCCACCAGCUGGAAACUGAAGAAAAUGAGAUUCAGCCAGAGAAGGAUAUGAUGAGCCUCGAUCUAGUAAAUGCAAUCAAUGAAGCAUUCCAAGGUAACGUGUUGGAUGAAAAAGUUGAAAAUGCAGAUAAAAACACAAAUGUGAGUCGACCUGAAGAUAAGCAUGAUAAUGGUUUAACUGAGAAAGUAACACACGAGCAAAUGCAACCAGUGGAUGAUACAAAAGAUGUUGAAUUAGGUUUAGAUGAUGCCAUCAAUUACGCUCUCAAUGAUGCCAGCAAGACAGCUGGUGGCAUGCAUCAAAAGAAGGAUUCUGAUGAGCAGGGUAAACUCGAACACGAUGAAGCAGAAAUAGAUUUGAACGCAGCAAUUGAAGAUGCUUUGAAAAGCACUCAGUCCGUUUUAGAAAGUAGAGACGACCGUCAAGUGGCAACCACUGAAGACGCUAACCAUUCAUUUGACAACAUCUAUCAGGAUAUGCAAAAUUUAGUUGAAAGCACAGUUUCAGAAGUUGAGAAGGAUGAAUCUGAGCCUCUAGCAGCUAACGCAAGUGAAGCAAAAGCUGAAGGAAUGGUUAAUACAGAUAUUGAGAGAGUGAUUCACGGCAUAGAUUUGAAUGACGUGAUAGCCACUGCUAUGAAAGAUACCCAGGCUAAAGCUCCAGAAUAUGAUGUGAACGUAGAAUUGAAUAAUGCUAUUGAAGAAGCACUCUUGUCAGUUCCGGGAACCAAAGCCAAAAAGAAACCAGCAAAGAAGGCACAAUCAAAGAAUAAAGCGACGAAUGGCUCAAGCCUUGAAAAGAAAAGGAACUCAGACACUAAUAAUGAAAUCAAAGAACUAAAUGAAGAUUUAGCGGCAGAACUAACAAGUGCUAUUACAGAUGCCCUGAAAGAUACCCAACUCACUGAUCAAAAUAAGCCGGUUCAAGCUCAACAAUUCAACACUACUGAAUCUGAAUUCGAAAAAGCACUAAAAAGUGUGGUCAACGACGUUGUGGAGCAUAAUUUAGUUGGGAAAAAGAUUGAAGAUGCAACGACUGACGAUCAUUCUAAAGAUGAUGAGGAUGAUGAACAAAAAGACGAUGAGUUUAAUGAAGAGAAGGAUGGAGAUUACAAUUGGGAUGAUAUUAUGGACAAAGCUUUUGAAAUGGCGAUGGACUACCCCUCUGAUUUGAAUCUCCAGGUCGAUGAAGCGGAUCUUCAACGUGAUCAUUUGGUUAACAAAACAAAUGUACCCUUCACUCAUUCCACUUCCCAAACAGCUUUGCGCAAGCCAGUAAGUCAAAGCCAACCAAUCACUUUCAUUCAAACGGCCAAUAUUGAAAAGCUUCGUAGUGAGUUUGAUAAGACCAACAAUAUCAAAAGGCAAAAGGUUAAAGUUGUCACUCCAUCUAUACCUCCCAAAUCUUCUGUUGCUGCUGUUGUUGGAGAUUUAUUAAGCUCGAUGAAUUUAUCAUCUAUUCAGAAAGCAGAUAUUUUGAAGCUUAAACUUUCAGAAUUGGAUGCGAUCAAGAAGAAUGUUUCUUCGACUAUAGCGACAUUGAUGAACUCAAAUCAUCAGACUAUCAAAGAGGUCAAGUCCAUGGAGAAGAUGGACGAAAAAGAGAAAAUCAGAUACGAAAACAGGGAGCGAAAGAAGAGAUGGAGAGAGUUCAACAUCGAAAGAAAUAGGGAUAUCGAUUUAAGGACCAGAGUCAUAAAAAGAGCUAAUCACUUAUAUCCAUUACCGGAACAUGAAGAUCUGAGGAAACAAUGGGUUUCUUCUGAAUUCUAUAAGAGAAAACAGAAGAGGAUAGAAAGACAGCAGAAACAACGUACGAAUUUCAUCGAUAUGAAAAAUUUUGAUUCCAAAGAUGCUUUACCGUUUGACCUGUUUUUCAAGGAUAAGGAAAAUCUUCAAAAGAUUGCCGAGAUAUAUAAUGAGAUUGGUGGUGAUGUCUCAGGGGAGAAAUUGUUACUACCAUCUUCGGAUAAAAUUGUGAGUAUUUCAUCGAUAGUGUCUGCUCUAGUAGCGGCGUAUUUGCUGAAAAAUGGUGGUGGAAAGGAGGAAAAAAUUGUUCAAUCGAUCACUCAAUCUCUUGUUGUUUCGCUUGAUCGCUAUUUGACUAAAAUAUCAAAGGAUGGGAAUGGCAUACACGAGGCUAAAGAUGCUCUAGAUUCACCGACACCUUUGGAGUGGGAUAAUACUACUGAUUCUUAUGACAUUCCCUUUGAUACUGGUUCAGCUCAUGGAGCCUCGAAUGCGCAAACUACUGGCAAAAUCUCUUUAGGCCUCACUGAUAAUACCCCAAGGAUAGCACCUGCUAGUGGGGGGAUCACAUUUAAGGUCCAGUCACAGAACAUUGAGAACCUGCAAGUUGAACGUCCGACGUAUACUGCUGAUGCAGACCUGACAAGGCUUGUGAAGGAGAAAAAUAUAGCUCUCAAAUCAACGAAGCUAAGCGAAAGCAAAGCAGCAGCCGGAGUUGCUGCGGAGAAGGUAUCAAAUGUUCUGAAAAAGAUAGGCGAAUCCAAACCUAAGAGAAAAGCUGCAGCUCCUGUCGCAAUCAAUAUAGAGAAGUUCUUGUCUCCUCAGCCACCGGAUGCAUCAUUCAUGCAAAAGAUAAAAGGUGAUGAUAAGAAAAGAAAGCAUGAGGAAAUAGCGGGUAAGGUGACCGAAGAACUGAUUGUCAAGAGACGUGUUGAUGAUGACAAAAGCGCAGAAGGGAGAAAGCUGGAUGAAAAUGUCAGGUCUGACCAAAACAUUGCGAAUGGCCAACUAAAUCUAGGAAGCAACAAAAUUGACACCGUGGAAGCAACCACAUUCAAGGAAAGAAUAGAGGACGUUGGUAAUCCUGACGCUACCUUGGUAGAGGAGGUUACUCCAAGGGUUGCCCCUAAACAACUCGUUAAGCCGACAAGUGCAACAUCAAAGACUAGUAGCAAAAUUCCAACUAUUCCGCUUCCUCAGUACGGGACGCCGAGCACCUCCAAAGCGGGCAUGGGAAGUAUACGCAAGGUUCCUGUCUCGCUCAAGAAGGCUGGGUCUAGCUCUCAUAUAUGGGAGGAGAAGCUGGCGAACACAAAGAAGCCGACAAGCAUUAUUGGGGGCAUUGCUGGUCUGAAGCGGCCGGGUGCAUUCCGAAAGCCGGGGGCUUUUCGUAAGCCUUCCGAUGUCGGCAGCAGCUACGGAAUCCUGAAACCAUUUGGAGGAAUUACUCCGAUCAAAAAAGUAUAAAAUAGAACUUUGUAUAUUAGUGAACUACUUAUUUAAUAGAUGAAUAUGGCGACGACGCAAUUAUCCG
Messenger RNA from Pichia membranifaciens NRRL Y-2026, 3922 nucleotides. RefSeq lists its product as hypothetical. The record is from RefSeq and is a predicted model, not a curated record. Lineage: Eukaryota; Fungi; Ascomycota; Pichiomycetes; Pichiales; Pichiaceae. The transcript has a single exon. The coding region runs from base 58 to 3855 and encodes 1265 amino acids.